Molecule: messenger RNA, 4439 nt
Organism: Pangasianodon hypophthalmus (striped catfish)
Lineage: Eukaryota; Metazoa; Chordata; Actinopteri; Siluriformes; Pangasiidae
Gene: bace2
Product: beta-secretase 2
Exons: 9
Coding region: 250-1764 (504 amino acids)
Biological process (GO): membrane protein ectodomain proteolysis; amyloid-beta metabolic process
Cellular component (GO): membrane; endosome; trans-Golgi network
Molecular function (GO): aspartic-type endopeptidase activity
Source: RefSeq, a predicted model, not a curated record
CAUGCACGUGUAGUGGCAGUGCUGGAAUGUCUUGUGAGUCGUCACAUCCGUCAGAUGGGAGUGCAGGAAGUUGUCCAGCGCAAACUUUGGAGCUGUUGCUCGCGCAGUUGUCUCAGUCUAACCUGCCAUCACUAAUUACUCCCAAGUGUCAGAAAUGGGCGACUGGAACACGGCACGACUCUGUCUUCUGACCCCAGCCUGAUUUUUUUCUCCCUCCUACACAUGUGCGGUGGUUAGGAAGUGGUUAUAAUGUUUAUCCGCGGUUUGCCGCUGCUGUGUCUCUGCUUCUGGAGCUCGCAGUCACUUUACCGCGUCCCUCUGAAGAUGUUCAGCGGAAAGUUGGACUCGUCGGUGCUGCUGGAGCUCAGCGCUUUACAGAGGAACCAGAGCGCAUCUGGAAGCGGCCUGUCUCUGGCCUCAGAUCCUGCAGGAAACGUCAACUUCUUAAACAUGGUGGAUAAUUUAGAAGGAGACGCUGGUCGGGGUUAUUACUUACAGAUGGUUAUUGGGACGCCAGGUCAGACGCUGAAUAUCCUGGUGGACACUGGAAGCAGUAACUUUGCUGUAGCUGCUGCAUCACAUCCCUACAUCUCAACAUACUUCAAUAGAGCACUCUCCAGUACGUAUAAAGCGAGUGGCAAGUCUGUGUCAGUCAGAUACACUCAAGGUGACUGGCAGGGAGAGCUGGGCUCAGACUUCGUCACGAUCCCUCAAGGCCCCAACGGCACCAUUUUGAUUAACAUCGCUGCUAUCUUAACCUCGGACGGCUUCUUCCUCCCUGGCAUCAACUGGCAGGGCAUCCUGGGACUGGCGUACCCCUUACUAGCUCGGCCCGACCCAUCUGUGGAGCCCUUUUUCGACUCGUUAGUGAGGCAGACAGGCAUCCCAGAUGUUUUCUCUCUCCAGAUGUGCGGAGCAGGAAUCUCCGCCAGCACUGCCACCAACCCAGCAGAUGGGAGUUUGAUCAUGGGAGGACUCGAACCAACGCUGUACCGCGGCUCAAUGUGGUAUACGCCCAUCCUGCAAGAGUGGUACUACCAAGUGGAGGUCUUGAAACUGGAAGUUGGAGGCGAGAAUCUAAACCUGGACUGCAGAGAGUAUAAUUCAGAUAAAGCCAUUGUGGACAGUGGGACAACAUUACUGCGUCUUCCUGUGAAAGUGUUUGAUGCUGUCGUGGAGGCCAUCACACAAAUGUCAAUGAUCCAGGACUUCUCCUCCGGUUUCUUCUCUGGGACCAAGUUGGCGUGCUGGAUGAAAGGAGAGUCACCGUGGGGAUUCUUCCCUAAAAUCUCAAUCUACCUCAGAGCAACCAACACUAGCCAGUCAUUUCGCCUCACAAUUCUUCCACAGCUCUACAUCCAACUGGUCGCAGACGUGGAUGGCACACUGAACUGUUUCCGAUUUGGCAUCUCCUCCUCCACGAACGGGCUGGUGAUUGGCGCAACAGUCAUGGAAGGCUUCUAUGUGGCUUUCGACCGCGCCCACAAGCAGGUCGGCUUCGCCGUGAGCACUUGCGCCGAAAGUAACGGCAUUCCCGUGGCAGAGAUAACCGGUCCGUUCCUUGCUGACGGCGUGGCAUCGGGCUGUGCAGGCGGCCUUCGACUACAGGAGCCUUUGAUGUGGGUGGUGGCCUACACCCUGAUGGCACUGUGUGCACUGGUACUGCUCAUCCUCCUGGCACUGAUCGCUGUACCCUGCCGACGGCGUCAGCUGGACGGAGAAAUUACAGACGAGUCCUCGCUAGUACGCAAUCGCAUCAAAUGAUGCUGUGCCUAAAACUCAGCCCGAAAAAUAAGAAUGAUCAGGCCUCGGGCUGGGGACACAAGUGGAGGACACGCCCUUCUGACUGAAAUCAGGUUAUUGGUUAAUCGUUUAGCGUUAGAAGAUUGAACUGUUGAUUAGAAGAUUCAUAAGAGGACAAACCUCGCUCUGAAGCGAAUACUACUACUGAAAGAUGACAUGGGUUUGGGGUUCUGGAUUUUUCCACCAAAGAGCUGUUUUUGUUACAAUUUAUCAAACACUAAUGUAAAAGGUCACAUCAUUUGCCACUAAUAUGUUCCUGUUGGUUGUUGGUUAGGAGUGUAUGUGUGUCAUCAGUUUAAUGAAACAUAGGAGAGCAGCACGGUGGUGCAGAUUUGGUUGUAGCGUUGCUGCAUCACAGCUCCAGGGUGUUCAGUUCGAUCUUGAGCUCGGGUUACUGUCUGUGUGGAGUUUUACAUUUCUCCCCAAGUCUGUAUGCGUUUCCUUCCACCUCCCAAAAAAGAUGAUGGACUGGCAUCUUAUACAGGGUGUAUUCCCACCUCCCGCCCAGCGUUCCCGGGAUAGGCUCCGGAUCCACUGCGACCCCGACCAGGAUAAAGAACUUACUGAAGAUUAAUGAGUGAAACAUAGGAUCUCACAAUGAAGGAAGUGGUGUGUGAACAUUGUAUUCUAAAAUGUUUAUAUUUCAUCAAAGGAUUUGCCAUGAAAUUAAUUAAUCUCAGUUUUAAAUAAUGGUUAUUAAAUGAUAACUAAUUUAUUUUUAGUCGACUGUAGAUAAAACUCAAUAUAUUUCACACUAAAAAUCCAAAAAGCAGUUCCAUCAUAAAUCAGAAAUGACCGCAAAAUUCCAGAAGGUUGCAUCAGUGUAGAAGGAAACUGAAAUAAAUACAAGAUGAAUUGAUGCUAAAGAAGCUGACAUCAAAGUUAAGUUACUAUUUAAAUACACUAGGAGGACACUUAAUUGUUAAUAUGGUAAUGAUGAUGUUACUGAGACAGCAUAUGAAAUAUGAAAGGCACACAUUUUUAUUAGAAGAGCUCAAAAUGAAAGUUUUGUUAAGUCCUGUAAUGAUUUACCUCAUUUUCCCCCCUCUGUCUUUAGAUUUCAGUGAUCUUUGUAUUAUAUGAGUACUUGAUGGUCUGUGAUUGUUUGGCAAUGGAUUGUUAUAGCUUUUACUACAAUCAUACACUAUGCAAAUAUGAUAUGCAAACACUGUGUACAGUGCAAAAUGAGAAGAAUUCCAAUAAAAUUUUAAAGAAUGUUUAUUUUUUUCUACACAAAAUGUUAAUUAAAUAAAAGGAUGUGUAUAUGGUGCUAAUGCUUCUAAACAAUCAAAAAAAUGCCCUCACUCUGAGUAUUUUAGAUAUUGCAUGACUCUUAAUGACUAUUAACAGUAUAGUGAUUUUUUUUUUUUUUUUUGCAAUGCUAUAGCUAGUUCUAGGAGCUUUACAAAGUGGCAAACAUCAUUAAAAAAAAUAAAUUAGAAAUAAAUGGGUUCCUCAAAGGUUCUUUUGGUGGUUGAUGGUUCUAGGUAGGGAUGCACCUUUGUACAAUUCCAUGUUUUUGGUUUUCAUCAAUACUGAUACUGUAAUGAGUAACCUACAUAGUAUUUAAACAAUCUUUAACGAGGGGCAUCGUAGAACAUUUUAUUUAGCUCUUUUUGUGUCAGUUGUUGCCGUGUGGUCACCUUAUGCAUAGUUUUAUGUCUAAGAUGUUAUUGCGUUUAAACAGUAUCCUUAAUAGAGAGCGUCUCUGUGCUCAGUGCUCGCAGAACUGAAGUGCUGUCUCGUACAACACUUUGUCUGCAUCAAAAAUGCCUUUGUGUACGUGCAAUUCCCAGCACGCUGAGCACAUUUUUAAUGACUACGCUCACUGAUACUGCUCUGUGGACACCGGUUGGUCGUCCUCACACUCUCUAUUACACAUGCUGUUUAAACCUAAAUAAGAUGUUUCAUCAUUUUAAUAGUUCUUCACAGAGCACAGUUUGCAGUCUGCUUCGCUUUAAAUGUUAUUUGUGAAAUACUUCCAGACCACUGUAAUUUCCUGUCACCUGUUCAUUAGUGCAACAACAUACACUAGGCUUGUCACACAGUCUCAUUAGGUUUUGGUGCAUUUUUACAAGGACGAGUAAACGAGCACAUUAGCGGACUGGUAUCUGAUACCACUAUCUGUCUCGACGCAUCCCUGAUUCUUACGUUCAAAAAUGAUUCUACCCAAAACUUUUUCUGAAAGGGAAACUUUCUGUUGCAGGUUUCUACAAAGACUUUCAAGUGCCAAACCAAAGAAGCCUUCAGAGAUGCUAAGUGAAAGCUUUUCAGCUGUAGCAGAAAACCUCACGCCAUUCUGAUAAAGUGGCUACCAUUUUUCUCUGCUGGUUUUACAGAGAAAGGAAGGAAAAGGAGGAUAAGCUUAAAAACCCAGACCAGACUCAAUUAGGCCUUACAGGUAUGUGCUCUACGAGAGCUGAUUUUAUUAAUUCUUCAUUAAGAGCUGCAUUAUUGAAAAUGGUUUUCGUGCAGCUGUAAACAAUAUCUGUAGGCGUUACACAAAUUGUUGAAAUUGUCCAAACUAAAAUUUAAAGGGACACUCCAGCCAAAACAAAAAAAUGUAACCAAUACUACUGGUGUAAAAAUCUCUACUUAUGAAAUAAAUAAUAUCUAAGCAGAGAAGCAGAUCUUCC